GCAUCGAUGUCUCUCGCUCUGGUUCUUUGCUCCAAUGUUAUACGAGCUUGGUAGCCUCUUUUAGCAGCAGCUGUGAGAAACUGCGAGCAAGUUAAGCGGUAGAGUGCAUAUAGCACAGAGAAGGGCACACACAUACACGCAGGGAGAUAGAAAGAGAUAAAGAUAUAUAUAUAGAGAGAGAGAAAGAUAUAUAAAUAUAUAGAGAGAGAAAGGUUAGGGAUUCAUUGAGGGAGAAAUCUCAGAGAGAGAGAGAGGAUGAGUAUAUGGAACUAUGUAGUAACGGCUCACAAACCGACCAACGUGACGCAUUCGUGCGUCGGCAAUUUCACCGGACCUCAGGAACUCAAUCUCAUCAUUGCGAAAUGCACUCGUAUCGAGAUUCAUUUGCUUACUCCUCAGGGUUUGCAGCCUAUGUUGGAUGUGCCACUAUAUGGAAGAAUUGCAACACUUGAACUUUUUCGCCCUCAUGGUGAAGCACAAGAUUUUUUGUUCAUUGCAACAGAAAGAUAUAAAUUUUGUGUUCUUCAAUGGGAUGCUGAAGCAGCUGAGGUUAUUACAAGAGCAAUGGGGGAUGUCUCAGAUCGUAUUGGUCGUCCCACAGACAAUGGCCAGAUUGGCAUAAUUGAUCCUGAUUGCAGAUUAAUUGGACUCCAUUUAUAUGAUGGAUUAUUUAAGGUUAUUCCGUUUGAUAAUAAAGGUCAGCUCAAGGAAGCAUUCAAUAUUAGGCUUGAGGAACUCCAAGUUUUGGAUAUCAAAUUUCUCUAUGGUUGCCCAAAACCUACAAUUGUUGUUCUUUACCAGGAUAACAAGGAUGCCCGUCAUGUCAAAACGUAUGAGGUUGCUUUGAAGGAUAAAGAUUUUGUUGAGGGUCCAUGGUCACAGAAUAAUCUUGAUAAUGGGGCUGAUUUGCUAAUACCAGUUCCCCCACCUCUUUGUGGGGUUCUUAUCAUUGGAGAAGAAACAAUUGUGUAUUGCAGUGCAUCUGCAUUCAAAGCAAUUCCGAUUAGACCUUCAAUCACAAGAGCCUAUGGAAGGGUUGAUGCUGAUGGUUCUAGGUACUUACUCGGAGAUCAUGCCGGGCUCCUUCACUUACUUGUUAUAACCCAUGAGAAAGAAAAGGUUACUGGACUUAAAAUUGAGCUCUUGGGGGAAACUUCGAUUGCUUCUACAAUAUCAUAUCUUGAUAAUGCCUUUGUCUAUGUUGGCUCAAGUUAUGGAGAUUCACAGCUCAUAAAGCUAAAUCUCCAUCCUGAUACAAAAGGUUCUUAUGUAGAAGUGCUAGAGAGGUAUGUCAACUUGGGGCCAAUUAUCGACUUCUGUGUGGUUGACCUAGAAAGGCAAGGUCAAGGUCAGGUUGUAACUUGCUCCGGAGCCUACAAGGAUGGUUCUCUUCGCAUAGUUCGGAAUGGAAUUGGAAUCAACGAACAGGCAUCAGUUGAGCUUCAAGGCAUCAAGGGAAUGUGGUCACUGAAAUCAGCUGCUGCUGAUCUGUAUGACACCUUCUUGGUAGUAAGCUUUAUCAGUGAGACACGGAUUUUGGCAAUGAAUCUUGAGGAUGAGUUGGAAGAAACUGAGAUAGAGGGUUUUUGUUCUGAAGUCCAAACUUUGUUCUGCCAUGAUGCUGUGUACGAUCAACUUGUACAGGUUACUUCAAGCUCUGUAAGACUGGUCAGUUCAACUUCUAGAGAUCUGCGUAAUGAAUGGAAAGCCCCAUCAGGGUUCUCGAUUAAUGUCGCCACUGCUAAUGCCACUCAGGUUUUAUUAGCUACCGGGGGUGGCCAUUUAGUUUACCUCGAAAUUGGUGAUGGAUCAUUGAUAGAAGUAAAACAUGCACAACUGGAGUAUGAAGUCUCAUGCCUCGACAUAAAUCCCAUUGGUGAAAAUCCCAACUAUAGUCGGCUUGCUGCAGUUGGAAUGUGGACAGAUAUAAGUGUGAGAAUAUUUUCGCUUCCCGACCUGAAUCCGAUUAUGAAGGAGCAUUUAGGAGGAGAAAUAAUACCUCGUUCUGUUCUUCUGUGCGCUUUUGAAGGGAUAUCAUAUUUGUUGUGUGCCCUUGGAGAUGGUCAUCUCUUUAACUUUUUAUUGAACAUGAACACUGGUGAGUUAACGGAUAGAAAAAAGGUGUCUCUUGGGACCCAGCCCAUAACACUCCGUACUUUCUCAUCGAAAAGUACCACACAUGUAUUUGCUGCUUCAGAUAGGCCAACUGUCAUUUACAGCAGUAACAAGAAACUACUCUACAGCAAUGUAAAUUUGAAAGAAGUCAGUUAUAUGUGCCCUUUCAACUCUGCUGCUUUCCCAGACAGCCUUGCAAUUGCAAAAGAAGGUGAACUAACAAUUGGCACGAUUGAUGAUAUCCAGAAGCUUCACAUUCGCUCUAUCCCACUCGGGGAGCAUGCACGUCGUAUCUGUCAUCAGGAGCAAUCCCGGACCUUUGCCAUAUGCAGUUUAAAGUAUAACCAGUCAAAUACAGAAGAAACUGAAAUGCACUUUAUCCGCUUGUUAGACGACCAAACCUUUGAGAUAAUCUCAACUUACCCACUUGACCAAUACGAGUAUGCUUGCUCCAUUCUUAGCUGCUCCUUCUCUGAUGAUAGUAAUGUGUACUACUGUGUUGGAACUGCAUAUGUUAUGCCGGAGGAGAAUGAGCCAACCAAGGGAAGAAUUUUGGUAUUCAUAGUUGAAGAUGGGAAGUUACAGCUAAUUGCUGAGAAGGAAACCAAGGGGGCUGUUUACUCUCUCAAUGCCUUUAAUGGAAAGCUGCUUGCUGCUAUCAAUCAAAAGAUUCAAUUGUACAAAUGGAUGCUCCGGGAUGAUGGAACCCGUGAGUUGCAAUCUGAAUGUGGACACCAUGGACACAUACUUGCCCUGUAUGUUCAAACUCGUGGAGAUUUCAUUGUUGUUGGUGAUUUGAUGAAAUCAAUCUCUUUGUUGAUCUAUAAGCAUGAGGAGGGUGCCAUCGAGGAACGAGCUCGCGACUACAAUGCAAAUUGGAUGUCAGCUGUUGAGAUUCUUGAUGAUGACAUUUACCUUGGUGCGGAGAAUAAUUUCAACCUAUUCACUGUCCGGAAGAAUAGUGAAGGCGCCACUGAUGAGGAGCGUGGCCGCCUUGAAGUGGUCGGUGAAUACCACCUUGGUGAAUUUGUCAAUCGGUUCAGACAUGGCUCUCUUGUAAUGCGUUUGCCAGAUUCUGAUGUUGGCCAGAUCCCAACCGUCAUUUUCGGCACUGUUAAUGGUGUCAUUGGUGUCAUUGCCUCCCUCCCUUAUGAGCAGUACGUCUUCUUGGAGAAGCUUCAGACAAACUUGAGGAAGGUGAUAAAGGGUGUAGGAGGAUUGAGUCAUGAGCAGUGGAGAUCAUUUUAUAAUGAGAAGAAAACGGUAGAUGCUAAAAGUUUCUUGGAUGGAGAUCUAAUUGAGUCAUUCCUUGAUCUUGGUCGAAGUCGAAUGGAGGAGAUUUCCAAGGCGAUGGAAGUUUCAGUGGAGGAGCUCAUGAAGAGGGUAGAAGAGUUGACAAGGUUGCACUGAUAAUACGGUAGACGCUCAAGAAUGAGUCAUGAGCAGUGGAGAUCCUUUUAUAAUGAGAAGAAAACGGUAGAUGCUAAAAAUUUCUUGGUUCGGGAUCUAAUUGAGUCAUUCCUUGAUCUUGGUCGAAGUCGAAUGGAAGAAAUUUCCGAGGCGAUGGAAGUUUCAGUGGAGUAGCUUAUGAAGAGAGUAGAAGAGUUGACAAGGUUGCACUGAUAAUACGACCUGGUUAAAAUUUUACUUCCCUUCACUUUCUUAUUUGUAUCAUUUUUUUAUUUUCUUAUGUGGUCAUUUUCCACAAUUCUUUUGGCUUUUGGUUCGGUGUUAUGGAAGCAAGCACUGCUUCAUGUGUAUUGUAUUUUUUAAGAUGCAUGUUCACAAGAUUAAAGUUUCAUUUCGAUUGCUUGUAUAAUCACUACUGUAGUAAUUUUAGCUUAAAGUUUCAUUUCAAAAAUAA
This is a messenger RNA of Cornus florida, 3979 nucleotides long. RefSeq names its product DNA damage-binding protein 1. Bases 256 to 3525 code for a protein of 1089 amino acids. The record is from RefSeq and is a predicted model, not a curated record. Gene Ontology annotation, molecular function: nucleic acid binding; protein binding. Gene Ontology annotation, cellular component: nucleus. The transcript has 19 exons. NCBI's taxonomy places the organism in Eukaryota, Viridiplantae, Streptophyta, Magnoliopsida, Cornales, Cornaceae.